AUGCCUCUCAGAGCCAAGAUCAUCGCUUCGGAGGCAUCAUCACGCGCGCAGAUGUCGACGAAGGUUCCGCGCGAGUUUAGGGAGCGUCCCGAGGACGAGGCCGACGAUGUCCUCUUCGAUAGCCUUUACGGUCUGAGGACCAUCCAGCUCAACCGCCCGAAGAAACUCAACUCCCUGAACGCGAGCAUGAUCCGGAAAAUUCUGCCUAGACUGGUCGAGUGGGAGAAGUCGGAUUUGGCGAACGUGGUGGUUAUGAAGGGGUCCGGCGAAAAGGCUUUCUGCGCUGGUGGGGACGUUGCCGAGUUGGCCAAGUACAACCAGGAGAGCGAGGAUGGGUGGAAGAAGAGCGCUGAUUACUUUGCGCUCGAGUACAAGCUGGACCACUACAUUGCGACGUACGGCAAGCCAUACAUUGCCUUCAUGGAUGGCAUCACGAUGGGCGGCGGUGUUGGAUUGAGCAUCCAUGCCCCGUUCCGUAUCGCCACUGAACGCACCGUCUUCGCCAUGCCCGAGACGACGAUCGGGUUCUUCCCCGACGUUGGUGCUUCGUUCUUCCUGCCCAGAAUGGCCGGAUCCGUUGGCACUUACCUCGCUCUGACGAGCGAGAGACUCAAGGGCGCCAACGUCUUCUACUCCGGCGUCGCCACCCACUACCUUCACUCAACCUCCCUGCCGCAGCUGGAGUCUCGUCUCGCCGAGAUCCGAUUCCGUGACUACGAUUCUCAGGAGAAGCGCCUCCAAAUCAUCAACCAGACCCUCGAGGAGUACGUCACGGGUCUCCCGCACGACGAGCCAAUUCAAAUCGGUGGUGAUUUGCGCAAGGCCAUCGACCGCUGCUUCAGCAAGAGCAACAUUACCGACAUCGUCACGGCUCUCAAGGGCGAGAGCGGUGCCACCAAGACGUGGGCCGACAAGACCCUAGACACACUGCACAAGCGGUCGCCGACGGCCGUCAACGUUGCGCUGAGACAGAUGCGCAUCGGCGGCACUUGGUCGAUUGCCGAGACCUUCAAGCGCGAACACCAGAUUGCGACCAAGUUCAUGCAGCACCCUGACUUCACCGAGGGCGUAACGGCGCUGCUGGUACGCAAGGAGGAGCCCAAGUGGCAGCCGGCGAAGCUGAAGGACAUCACGCCCGAGAUGAAGAUUGCGGACCCCUUCUUCAAGACCUCUGGCGAGACGCUGGAGCUGCUGAACGACCGCGACUACAAGGAGUACCCAUACCCCUACUUCGCAUUGCCGACCGAGGAAGAGGUCCGGAAUGUUGUGCUGCAGGGUCAGUACACGCCCAAGGAGGUUGUGAAGAAGGUUGUCGAGGCCAGAAACAGCCGGCAGGGUGUUGAGCAGGUGGUCAAGGAUAUUGUCGCCCGCAAGGUCUUCGUCAAGGAGGGUGGCCGCGCCGCCUGGCGUGAGGCCGACAAAUAA
Colletotrichum spaethianum is the source of this 1425-nucleotide messenger RNA. RefSeq names its product 3-hydroxyisobutyryl-CoA hydrolase, mitochondrial. Gene Ontology annotation, biological process: L-valine catabolic process. The coding region runs from base 1 to 1425 and encodes 474 amino acids. Gene Ontology annotation, molecular function: 3-hydroxyisobutyryl-CoA hydrolase activity. NCBI's taxonomy places the organism in Eukaryota, Fungi, Ascomycota, Sordariomycetes, Glomerellales, Glomerellaceae. The transcript is spliced from 2 exons. Gene Ontology annotation, cellular component: mitochondrion. The record is from RefSeq and is a predicted model, not a curated record.